AUGUCGGCACCCCGGCUGCUCACGAUUCAGCUGCUGCUCUUGCUGGACGCCUGGUGGGCGCGCGCAGCCGCCCCGCGCUGCACCUACACCUUCGUGCUGCCCCCGCAGAAGUUCACAGGCGCCGUGUGCUGGAGCGGGCCGGCGGCUCCGCGCCCGACUCCGGAGGCCGUGAACGUCAGCGACGUGGCGGCGCUGCGCGUGCGAGUGGGCCGCCACGAGGAGAUGCUGCGCGAACUUCAGCGGCUGGCGACGGCCGACGGCGCUGUAGCCGGCGAGGUGCGUGCGCUGCGCAAGGAGAGCCGUGGCCUGAGCGCGCGCCUGGGCCAGCUGCGCGCGCAGCUGCAGCACGAGGCGGGCCCGGGGGCGGGGCUAGGCCUGGGGGCGGAGCCUGCCGCCGCGCUGGCGCUGCUUGGGGAGCGCGUGCUGAACGCCUCGGCCGAGGCGCAGCGGGCCGCCGCCCGCUUCCACCAGCUGGACGUCAAGUUCCGCGAGUUGGCACAGCUGGUCAGCCAGCAGAGUGGCCUCAUCUCCCGCCUGGAACGCCUGUGUCCGGGGAGUGCGGGCGAGCAGCAGCAGGUCCUGCCACCGCCCCUGGUGCCUGUGGUUCCAGUCAGUCUGGUAGGUGGCACCAAUGACACCAGCAGGAGGCUAAACUCAUCCCCAGAAUCCCAGAGAGACCAGACCCUGAGACCGCAGGGGCCCUUGGCCUCUCCUGUGCCCUCAGGGAACCCUGCUGUCUCUACCAAGCCAGCAGGCCCAUGGCGGGAUUGUGCAGAGGCCCGCCAGGCAGGCCAUGGACGGAGCGGAGUGUAUGAGCUACGAGUGGGCCGGCAUGUGAUGUCAGCAUGGUGUGAGCAACAGCUGGAGGGUGGAGGCUGGACUGUGAUCCAGAGGCGGCAAGAUGGCUCCGUCAACUUCUUCACUACCUGGCAGCACUACAAGGCGGGCUUUGGGCAGCCUGAUGGGGAAUACUGGCUGGGCCUUGAACCUGUGCAUCAGCUGACCAGCCAUGGGGACCAUGAGCUACUGGUGCUCCUUGAGGACUGGGGAGGCCGCAGGGCACGUGCCCACUAUGAUGGUUUUUCCCUGGAGCCUGAGAGUGACCACUACCGCCUACGGCUUGGCCAUUACCAUGGAGAUGCUGGAGACUCUCUAUCCUGGCACAAUGACAAGCCUUUCAGCACCGUGGAUAGGGACCGAGACUCCUAUUCUGGUAACUGCGCCCUGUACCAGCGGGGAGGCUGGUGGUACCAUGCCUGUGCCCACUCCAACCUCAAUGGUGUGUGGCAUCAUGGUGGCCACUACCGUAGCCGUUACCAGGACGGCGUUUAUUGGGCCGAGUUUCGUGGUGGGGCUUACUCUCUCAAGAAGGCUGCCAUGCUGAUCAGGCCCCUGAGGCCGUGACCAUCUGUUCAUCUGUCCCCCAGGUCACAGGGGAUGUGUGUCAGCAGGAGCCCAAGUUGUCCUGGCCACACCUCCUUUGUGACUCAGUGUGGGCUGUGUCCCACAGACCUCUUCUCGUUGUGGAUCUGCUCCCCAGGACCCUGAAAACAGCACCCAGGAACCCCCCUGCCAAUAUCUUGGACCCAGACGGCUCCCCAAGGGCAUUUAGAUCUCCGUUUGAGCUCAUAUUUUAUAACAACACAAAAUAUCCACA
Messenger RNA from Physeter macrocephalus (sperm whale), 1657 nucleotides. It is a transcript of the gene ANGPTL6, whose product is annotated as angiopoietin like 6. The transcript is spliced from 5 exons. The record is from RefSeq and is a predicted model, not a curated record. Lineage: Eukaryota; Metazoa; Chordata; Mammalia; Artiodactyla; Physeteridae. The coding region runs from base 1 to 1404 and encodes 467 amino acids.